AUGGCGUUUGCUGAUAUGAGAGACGAGCUGACCUGCUCAAUCUGCACGGACAUUUAUACCGAUCCUGUAACCCUGCCAUGUGGACAUAGCUUCUGCCAGGUCUGUAUCACAAGAACAUGGGAGAACCAGGAGGAGAGAGAAUAUUCCUGUCCUGAAUGCAGACACAGACUUAGGAUAAGACCUGAGCUUCAAAGAAACCUGAGAAUGUGUAACUUGGCAAAGAGUUUCCGAUCUACUUACCUAGAGCUAGAGGAGGUUGGGAUCUCCUGUACUUACUGUGUUCACUUUCCUGUACCUGCUGCUAAAACAUGUCUGCUGUGUGAAGCUUUUCUGUGUGAAACCCACCUGGGGGUCCACAACAAGUCAGCAGAACAUGUCCUAACUAAACCCACCACAUCACUGGGGAACAGAAAAUGCUCAGUCCACAAGAAGGUCCUGGAAUUUUACUGCUCUGAGGAUUCUGUCUGUAUCUGUGUGUCCUGCAGGCUGGAUGGAGAGCACAAUGGACACCAGGUGGAAACUCUGACUGAGGCCUCUGAGAAGAAGAAGGAAAAACUGAGACAUAUUCUGGAGAAACUGACCUCAAAGAGAGAGGAGGCUAAUAAAAGAGUCCAGAGCCUGCAGGAGCUCAGGAGAGAAGUUCAAGAAAAAGCAUCUUUGGUAACAGAGGAAGUCACUGCGCUGAUUAGGGACAUCAGGGAACAGCUGGAAGCCCUAGAGAAGCAACUUCUGAGUGAGAUCUCCAGACAUGAAGAGCAGGUCUCACUCCAAGUCUCAGAUCUAAUCCUACAGCUUGAAAUAAAGAAGGAGGAUCUGUCCAGGAAGAUGGGUCACAUUGAGGAGCUGUGUAACAUGACGGACCCAUUAACUGUCUUACAAGAACAGGAAUCUGACAGCACUGACUAUUAUAAUACUGAGGAGAGAGAUAAUGAGGACAGAGAAGGUGAUGAUAAAAAGGUCCAUGCUGUAGGGAAUCUGGAUGUGGAUCUGAUCUCAGUGACCUUAAACUCAGGCUUAGCUGGAAUUGUGACCAGAGUAAAGAAACUGCACCUUGUACCAGAAGAUUCAGACACAUUACUGGUUGCAAACACUGCUUCAGACAUGUUAGUGUAUGUGUUAUUGGGUGUAAACACGGAUUCCGACAUUAUACUGGGUGUAAACAUGACUUCAGACAUGUUACUGGGUGUAAACAGGACUUCAGACAUGUUACUGGAUGUUAGCACGGCUGCUAAUAAUGUAGCUGUAUCAAGUGAUAUGAAAACUGUAUCCAGGUCAGAUAUAAAGCAGAGUCACCCAGAAACACCAGAGAGAUUUCAGUAUAAUCAGGUUUUAAGCUCCAGGAGUUUCUCCUCAGGGCGACAUUACUGGGAAGUGGAGUGUGGUAAAUCAUGGGGUUGGGUGGUAGGGAUGGCCUAUCGCAGUAUAGAAAAGAAAGGAGAUCAGUCAGUGAUUGGACAUAAUAACAAGUCCUGGGGUUUGGUGAGGUGGGAUAAUCAUCAGUAUUAUGUGAGACAUAACUGUAAAGGAAUAAAUUUACCUCACUACACUUCCUGUCAGAAAUUGCGGAUAUAUCUGGACUACGAGGCUGGGCGGCUGUCCUUUUAUGAGCUGUGUGACCCCAUCAGACACUUACACACCUUCACUGCCACCUUCACUGAGCCGCUUCAUGCUAUAUUCAGGGUAUAUGGGGGUAAUGCCUGGCUGAGAAUUUCAUCUUCCUCGUGUCAUCUCGUGGUUACGCCUUGCGUUCCACGUAAAAAUAACUUUAAUUCUCAUUUCCUGUUGCUGCUUUCAGUGAUGGCGUUUGCUGAUAUGAGAGACGAGCUGACCUGCUCAAUCUGCACGGACAUUUAUACCGAUCCUGUAACCCUGCCAUGUGGACAUAGCUUCUGCCAGGUCUGUAUCACAAGAACAUGGGAGAACCAGGAGGAGAGAGAAUAUUCCUGUCCUGAAUGCAGACACAGACUUAGGAUAAGACCUGAGCUUCAAAGAAACCUGAGAAUGUGUAACUUGGCAAAGAGUUUCCGAUCUACUUACCUAGAGCUAGAGGAGGUUGGGAUCUCCUGUACUUACUGUGUUCACUUUCCUGUACCUGCUGCUAAAACAUGUCUGCUGUGUGAAGCUUUUCUGUGUGAAACCCACCUGGGGGUCCACAACAAGUCAGCAGAACAUGUCCUAACUAAACCCACCACAUCACUGGGGAACAGAAAAUGCUCAGUCCACAAGAAGGUCCUGGAAUUUUACUGCUCUGAGGAUUCUGUCUGUAUCUGUGUGUCCUGCAGGCUGGAUGGAGAGCACAAUGGACACCAGGUGGAAACUCUGACUGAGGCCUCUGAGAAGAAGAAGGAAAAACUGAGACAUAUUCUGGAGAAACUGACCUCAAAGAGAGAGGAGGCUAAUAAAAGAGUCCAGAGCCUGCAGGAGCUCAGGAGAGAAGUUCAAGAAAAAGCAUCUUUGGUAACAGAGGAAGUCACUGCGCUGAUUAGGGACAUCAGGGAACAGCUGGAAGCCCUAGAGAAGCAACUUCUGAGUGAGAUCUCCAGACAUGAAGAGCAGGUCUCACUCCAAGUCUCAGAUCUAAUCCUACAGCUUGAAAUAAAGAAGGAGGAUCUGUCCAGGAAGAUGGGUCACAUUGAGGAGCUGUGUAACAUGACGGACCCAUUAACUGUCUUACAAGAACAGGAAUCUGACAGCACUGACUAUUAUAAUACUGAGGAGAGAGAUAAUGAGGACAGAGAAGGUGAUGAUAAAAAGGUCCAUGCUGUAGGGAAUCUGGAUGUGGAUCUGAUCUCAGUGACCUUAAACUCAGGCUUAGCUGGAAUUGUGACCAGAGUAAAGAAACUGCACCUUGUACCAGAAGAUUCAGACACAUUACUGGUUGCAAACACUGCUUCAGACAUGUUAGUGUAUGUGUUAUUGGGUGUAAACACGGAUUCCGACAUUAUACUGGGUGUAAACAUGACUUCAGACAUGUUACUGGGUGUAAACAGGACUUCAGACAUGUUACUGGAUGUUAGCACGGCUGCUAAUAAUGUAGCUGUAUCAAGUGAUAUGAAAACUGUAUCCAGGUCAGAUAUAAAGCAGAGUCGCCCAGAAACACCAGAGAGAUUUCAGUAUAAUCAGGUUUUAAGCUCCAGGAGUUUCUCCUCAGGGCGACAUUACUGGGAAGUGGAGUGUGGUAAAUCAUGGGGUUGGGUGGUAGGGAUGGCCUAUCGCAGUAUAGAAAAGAAAGGAGAUCAGUCAGUGAUUGGACAUAAUAACAAGUCCUGGGGUUUGGUGAGGUGGGAUAAUCAUCAGUAUUAUGUGAGACAUAACUGUAAAGGAAUAAAUUUACCUCACUACACUUCCUGUCAGAAAUUGCGGAUAUAUCUGGACUACGAGGCUGGGCGGCUGUCCUUUUAUGAGCUGUGUGACCCCAUCAGACACUUACACACCUUCACUGCCACCUUCACUGAGCCGCUUCAUGCUAUAUUCAGGGUAUAUGGGGGUAAUGCCUGGCUGAGAAUUUCAUGUAUUGAAUGA
Messenger RNA from Pelobates fuscus (common spadefoot toad), 3522 nucleotides. RefSeq lists its product as uncharacterized. The coding region runs from base 1 to 3522 and encodes 1173 amino acids. The record is from RefSeq and is a predicted model, not a curated record. Lineage: Eukaryota; Metazoa; Chordata; Amphibia; Anura; Pelobatidae. The transcript is spliced from 5 exons. Gene Ontology annotation, molecular function: zinc ion binding; protein binding.